CGCAUUUCGUGAGCUUUUGUUUCCUUCUUUUUUCCUUUUUUACUUCUUAAAAAUAUUCCCCCCUCCCCUCCCAACCCCCUUUUUCGUUUAAUAAUAUUUAAAAUAAAUCAUAACCUAGGAUAUGAAGAUAUUAUCAUUAACAACCCUUGUUGCAACUUUAUUAACAAGCGUUUUUGCACGUUCUUCUGUUCAUGUUAUAUCUAAUGAAGAAAAGUUUUCACCAAACCAACCUGAAGUUUCAUUAAAUGCUUUUUCCAUGUUUUAUUCACAUGUGAUGGACAGUUCUUCUAGUCAACCUGCUUAUUUACGUUUACAAGAUAAGACUGCACAGAUGGAAGAAAUUGAUACUAUUUCAACAUUCUUUCCUCAAUCGAAUAAUGUAUUUGAAAAAAAGGUGAAUGGUAAUUUGGUUAUUAUUAUUUCUGGCGUUAAAGCACCUGAAGACUAUGAAGCUUCCUUUUAUGUUUCUGAUGAUAAAGCUAAAAAUUAUGCUUCUUUGAUUAAAGAAACUGUUAAUCAAGUAAUUGAAAAUAAUCAUGAUAUUGCUGCUACUCUAUAUAAGAAUCAAGAGGCUGUAGUGAAGUAUAGUACAAAACCUAAUAAAAUGGUUACGUCCCAAUUUGAUAAUGAAGAUCUUUCUUAUUAUUUCAAUAAAGACUUUUCUGACUUUUAUACUGAAAUUUUUGAUAUCAAAAAAGAGGCUGAUAGAAAGUUUAUGACUGAAGUCGAGAUGAUUAAAGAGUUAUCUUCAAAUGAAUCAAGCAAUAUGAUAAAAGUGUUUGAAGUGGAUAGCUUGCAAGCUCUUGCUCAUGAAUAUGGUAUAAAUUCGAAACAAUAUAAAGAAGGAGAAAUGAUGAUGAAGGAACUUGUUGAAAAAAUGGUUGUACCCAAUUUUCAACACACAAUGACUCGCGGUAUGACGAUCUUGAUUUUAACUCCUUAUAACAACGACAAACAGGAGAAAAAUAGUAAGCGUGACAUUAGAUUGUCUCUCCUUGCUGUUGAAGAAGGAGCUUCCUGUUACAAGACAUUGGAAUCAUGCAAAAAUAGUACUUCUGACUGUAAUGGUCAUGGUCAGUGCGUCAAAGUUCAGGAGAAGGAAGAGUGUUAUGCCUGUCAAUGUCAACAAGCAUCAGCUACUAAGAAAUACAUAGGUGAUUCAUGUCAAUUUAUUGAUGCUGUUGGUGACUUUCAAUUAUUAUUUUGGACAAGUGUUUUAUUAAUCGUCAUUACUGCUAGCGUUGUUGUUUGCGUUUAUCAAAGUGGAAAUAUUAUUGAUGGUGGUAUUAUCAUGACUCAGUCUAUUCCAAAGCAAGAUUAGUAACAACGUCUUUAUACAAAUAAACAAAUAAAAAAGUAUAUGUUAUAUAUUAUAA
Messenger RNA from Cokeromyces recurvatus, 1376 nucleotides. RefSeq lists its product as uncharacterized. The record is from RefSeq and is a predicted model, not a curated record. NCBI's taxonomy places the organism in Eukaryota, Fungi, Mucoromycota, Mucoromycetes, Mucorales, Mucoraceae. Gene Ontology annotation, cellular component: endoplasmic reticulum. The transcript is spliced from 6 exons. Bases 122 to 1321 code for a protein of 399 amino acids.